Funneliformis mosseae is the source of this 228-nucleotide messenger RNA. The record is from the annotation of a GenBank genome assembly. NCBI's taxonomy places the organism in Eukaryota, Fungi, Glomeromycota, Glomeromycetes, Glomerales, Glomeraceae.
AUGCAUACAACCGUUAAAAGUGACGAUGAACGCGUGCAACAUGUUAAAUGUGCUGAAAAAAGGCCAAGCUUGAUCCUUUCUAAGCGAGAACAUGAAAAUGCUUGUAAAACGGUUAUCCUUACCGGACCCGAAACUUUAUCAGCUCGAGAAUUUGUAGCUAGGUUAAAUAUAUCAGUACAAGCAAAAUAUUCACAGGAAGGGAUUUCUCGAGAUGAAAUCUCUUCUUGA